AUGCUUCCACAAGGCUUCCAUGUAGUGGAUCCAUCCACUCAGUGGAGACAGACCAAGCCGUGGGCUGCGACUUCUGAGAUGAGCCAAGAGGUUGAAGUCACCGAGUCGUCGGCCCGCACAAAGGAAAAGGGGACGACGACGACGACGACGACGCCUGGAGGGAAUCGAGAAAACAGCAGCCGUGGAGCAGGACGCGUUCCGGCGGAUCCCAUGAAAAUCAUGAAUUCGUGGCAUCAGGCGACAUGCCGCUUUUGCGUGGCUUAUGGUUUUAUGGCAAGGCUGUCCCUCGCAUUCGUCGCCUUUCGAAGCGCAGCACGACAUGGCAUGAUGGCGCGAUUGCGCCCGUCUUCUCCGGCGGAGCACACGGCGGUGGCAGGGUUGCCAGGAUGA
Molecule: messenger RNA, 390 nt
Organism: Ustilaginoidea virens
Lineage: Eukaryota; Fungi; Ascomycota; Sordariomycetes; Hypocreales; Clavicipitaceae
Exons: 1
Coding region: 1-390 (129 amino acids)
Source: RefSeq, a predicted model, not a curated record